This is a messenger RNA of Anopheles arabiensis, 1136 nucleotides long. RefSeq names its product atherin-like. The record is from RefSeq and is a predicted model, not a curated record. Bases 201 to 731 code for a protein of 176 amino acids. The transcript is spliced from 2 exons. NCBI's taxonomy places the organism in Eukaryota, Metazoa, Arthropoda, Insecta, Diptera, Culicidae.
UGUAACCGCGCUUAGCGAACAGCAAAACAAAAGGUGAUUCAUAUCGGUUGCUUUCCUCCUCUUCACGGAAAGUUUGCUCGCUGUAGAAAAUACCGCGAUCGAAUCGUAAAGUUAGUUAACCUUGAAAGUAGCUACCGCCAAAGAGCAGUGUUCGUUUGCGAAACGUUUCCGUUUGUAGCGAGAAUAAAAUUUAGUUAGCGAUGGAUAUGAUUGCUGUAGUUGGCAGUGCCAUGAUAGUGGGCUUCAUUGUUUACUGGUGUAUCAGGUGUUGCUGUACGAGGAGCAACAGUGGUGCGGUGUUAGCGACACCCAUUACAAUAACCUCCGAAGUGCAUCGCGUUGCACCACCGGGAACGACACAAACCGUACCACCACCGUCCGGUGCUAUCAUUCAAGGUCAUCCUACCGGGACGGCGGCGUAUCCGGCAAUGCCGACUGCGUACCCAACGUCUUCCCCGGCACCGUACCCUGCCCAGCCGUACAUGCAGCACUAUCCGUAUCAAACGUCCGCCGCCCCAACGUCGAUGCCACCACCGCAGCCGAACACUGCCGCCUCCGUCCAAUUUCCGGCCCUUCCUUCGCAAAUGCAGAUUCCGAUUCUACCAUCGGCCUCGGCUCCUCCCGCUGGUGCUGCCGGACCGGCAGCGAUGAUGAAUCCUCCCAGCUACGACCAAGUGGUAAACAACUCGUACCCAGUGCAGGCACCCUACAAUCCCGACUUCAAGGGAUAAACGACGAUGGCCGUACGGGCCCCAGGAGAGGAGACUUAAAGUUCAGGAACAAACGGUGAACCACAGUGAACCACACGCUGGAGGCGGUUUUGGAAAGAAAGCUUUCCUAGUGCCAUCCUAGACGAGCAACUAGCGUAAUUGUCGCCGUGUUAAUCUAUUAGACUGUACCGCGUAAGUUUAUUUAGCGUUAAGCAGUUGCUUCCAGUAAGCGUGCAUUAAGAUGUUAUUGCAUCGGGUUCCGUGUUCGUGUCAUGGAGUGAAAUACUCGUAUAUUAUUUAUCGAUUUAUGAAUUUGAAGAUUUAUUCAACGUUAUAACGUAUUUUCCCGGAGGGAUAUGAGCGAGAACAGAUAUAUGUGAAAAGAUAUGGAAUUUUAUGGGAUCUAAUACAGUUAAUCGAAUAUUA